Messenger RNA from Sordaria macrospora k-hell, 1308 nucleotides. RefSeq lists its product as uncharacterized. NCBI's taxonomy places the organism in Eukaryota, Fungi, Ascomycota, Sordariomycetes, Sordariales, Sordariaceae. The record is from RefSeq and is a predicted model, not a curated record.
AUGGUGAUCGUCACCUUCCCCAAGAGCAUUAUGAAGUUCACAGACUUACCAACCUCUGACUCCGGCUACACCACCGCGGAGGGUGAGCAGCCCAAGCCUUCUGCUCCCUUGACUCACAAACAGCUCCUAGAAAGGAACCCGAAGGACACUGAGAAUGUGACCUCGCGUCUGGCUACUGAAAUAAGAGCCUUGAAGACCUACCACAUCUCCAAGGAUCUUGUCGGCCUCGCCCCCAGACGAGGAUGGCCUUCCCACGAGGCGAAGGAAGAGGUGAUGAGCCCUCGCAUGAAGGAGCGACUUGCAAGAUUGAGGGGCGAUAUCAAUGGGCUGUUGAGACGAGCCUUCAAAUCCUCCCCCAAAAACCUCCAACAAGCCCUUGACGACGACUACGGCUGCUUCAACCUGCUCUGGUUUCCCGACAUCUCCUCGUACGACUCCUACGACGAUCUUUUGACUGUCUCUCUGUAUUGCACCUGGCUCUUCGUCUGGGACGACCUGACCGACUCCAACGACACUUCCUUCUCACUCGACGACGGGCUCGGUACCGACUUUGAGCGGGCUUGCUUCUGGCGCGAGGAGACGGUCAAGUUGGCCUGGGAGUGUAUUGUUGGUGGUGAUGACGAUGGUGACGAUGGUAACGACCAGUUGUUGUAUUCUCCUGGAAGCAACAUGGACGACAACAUGCCGGAUAGUAGUACCAGUACCCUGCUGACAGGCUCGCAACUCAUCCUCCAUGAAUUUGGCAAGAGGAUCCGGAAGAGUAGCAGGCUGAAUCAAGCGCAGCGCGACCGCCUAUUCCAGGAAACGGUGAGGUACAUCAAGGGCUGUGAGAUGGAGCAGGCACAGAGGCUGGCGGGGUACUUGCCCAAGAGCGGGGAGGAGAUCUUCUCCGAAAUCCCCAUCCCAGACUGGGUAUUCUACUCGCCCGAGAUGCGAACCAUCUGGAAGGAUGGGAACUUUUUGGUUGUUGUCUACAACGACAUCUUGUCCUUCAAAAAAGAACUUGCCACCGACUCCCUCAUCAACAUCAUUCCGAUAUUCUACUCCUCCGGCGGCAUUCCCUGGGACGAAGUCAUGCCUACCAUCGGGGACAGCAUCGAAGCGGCUGUCCAGCGGAUAGACGAGGCAACCCAAAAGCUGAUUGCGAUGACGCGAGACAAUCUUGAAUUGGAAAAGGCCGUGGUCCAGUUCAUUGAUGGAAUCAAAGUCAAUGUCACGGGGAAUAUUGGAUAUUCGAUUGCUACGAAGAGGUAUAGCUCGCUCUUCAAGAACUUGAAUGAGGAUGGGACGCUUGUGAUUCAGCUGUGA